CUGUUGGUCUUUUUCCAUUUGAAGUUUUUGUUCUUCAUGUAAUGCUGUCAAUCGUGUCAAUUCAUCCUGAUGUUGCGUAUUCACUUGUUGUAACAAUUUUUGAUGUGAUUGUUCUAGGGCCAUCACUGCAUCUUGGUGUUGUUGUUCGUAAUGCGAUUUCAAUUCCUUUUCUUUGGUGUCAUAUUCAGCUUGUAAUCGUGCUAAUUCAGCGGUGUGGACUUUUUGUAACGCGGAUUCCACCUGAGUUUUGAUUUCGUCUUCCGAUAAUGAAGGUGAAGGUGGUGAUGUUUCUUGUUGUCGUUGUUGUUCCACCUUAUUCAAUUGAUGUUGUGUUUCUUCAUGUGCUUUUCUUUCUUGAUCUAAAUCUGAUUGCAACUGAUCUAAUUGAUGUCCAUGAUGUUGUUGUAAUUGAUCCAUGGCUUGUUGAUGUCCUGCCAUCAGCUGGCUUUUUUUUUGGUCCAAUUCUGCUAAAAGUUUCGUCUCGGUGUCAUGUCGUACAGCGGAGGCAAACGAUACUUGAACAUCGUCUAGGACUUGUUGAUGAUCUUGCUUUAGUGAUGUCAUCCGUUCCUCAUGUUGUUGUUGAAUUUGAGCUAGUCUUUCCUGAUGUUCCUGUUCCAAUUUGUUUGUCAACUUUUCAAGGUUUGCCGCAUGUUCCUGUUCCAUACAUUGGGUUUUUUCUUCAUGUUCUGAUGUCAACUUUGCCUAAGCGAUUCCAAUUGUUGGUGCAACGCUGCUAUGGCUUCUUCAUGUUCUAAAGUCGCCUGAUUCAAUUUAAGUUCAUACUCUUCUUUGCAACGGGUCUAGUACAAAUAAGAUAUAAGUUCCAUUUUUCUGUCUUUUUAUUUACUGUCUUCAGUAUUUUACCUUUAUUUCAAGUC
Messenger RNA from Halteromyces radiatus, 881 nucleotides. RefSeq lists its product as uncharacterized. The record is from RefSeq and is a predicted model, not a curated record. Lineage: Eukaryota; Fungi; Mucoromycota; Mucoromycetes; Mucorales; Cunninghamellaceae. The coding region runs from base 267 to 758 and encodes 163 amino acids. The transcript is spliced from 2 exons.